Molecule: messenger RNA, 618 nt
Organism: Cyclocybe aegerita
Lineage: Eukaryota; Fungi; Basidiomycota; Agaricomycetes; Agaricales; Hemipholiotaceae
Source: the annotation of a GenBank genome assembly
AUGGCCCACAUCAACCCUCUCCACGCUCCUAUCUACCCAAUCCAGCACUCGGGGUACUCCUCUCUCUCCGGCGCCAUGCCUGCACAGGCACCACUCCCCAGCGGGCGCAAGCGCCUGCCACAGGAACCCUACACACCCGCGUCGAAGUGGCACAACAGCACGGGCCGGUCGAACCCUGUCGAGGCGGCAAUCUAUUUCGACUACAAGGGGUACAAGCGCCAGGGCGUGUCGAUGCGCGAGCUCAGUGCGCGCAGCGUGCCGGGUUUGUUUGCGAUGCUGGAAGGAGGGAGUGACACGGUGCUUGCGCAUACGGGGUUGAGCAGGAUCACGUUCCGGAUAAAGGCUGGUCUAUUUCUCGUCUUCUUGGGGUACGAGUCCGCGAACUGGGCACGCUCGAUUGAGAUCAACACAGGCGGCCCGAUCACCCGCGCUGGACUCGCACAGGCCGUCGCGCAGAACUUUGCGCGCUUCAUCGAAAUGUGCCGUGGGGCGAAGUCUUCGUCGCCCCAGUGGUCGAUCGCGCCCAACAAUAUCCGUUACGAACACCUCUACCUCGUAUCGCUCUUCAACGUCUUUGAAGACUCGUGGCAGGCCGAUGUUGUUGUUGAUCUCCGGUAG